Botrytis cinerea B05.10 is the source of this 611-nucleotide messenger RNA. RefSeq lists its product as hypothetical. The record is from RefSeq and is a predicted model, not a curated record. The transcript is spliced from 2 exons. Bases 60 to 557 code for a protein of 165 amino acids. Lineage: Eukaryota; Fungi; Ascomycota; Leotiomycetes; Helotiales; Sclerotiniaceae.
GAAACUCUCAAACAGUAUUUACAAUCAUAGGAGGCGAACGAUUUGCACUUACUUUCUCCAUGGGCUAUAAUUGCCGGUGGCAAUAUACUGAAAGCAGUUUCCCAAACUUCAACGUGUUUGAGGGUCCUGAGCCUUCAUUUUGGGACCUUGAUUGCAGAUAUCCAGAGCCGACGGCACUGAAAAUAACACACAUGAUACCUCCGCCCGGGGCUAAUACCAACCAAUAUUUUCGAGGCAAGGAACGGCAUAUCAAGGACGAGACAAAUUCACAGACUGAGUUGAAGGAUAAUUCUAUAGCAGAUCUCCAACCUCCCAUGUCUAGAUUCAGCUCCUUCCCAUCAGAAAGAGCUAUCCAAGCCGCAAAAACAAAUUCCAUACCGGCAAAAACUUUACAGAAACGCUCAUCACAAGCCCCUGAAUCAAAAGAUAUCGAUAAUAAUGUUAAUAACAGUCUAGAUGACUUGAAAGAUAGUAGUAUCAAAAUCUCGAGAUCAAAUAGAAUACAGAUUGUGAACGAUUUUGCCAUCACAGAAUUGAGCGGUCAAAUAACUACCUAGGUAGAUCAGAUCAGUAUAGAUGUUCUAAAGUCCAUGAAUCAGUAUCCACAUCCA